GACCACGGCACGGAAACGGCCCGGGGCUGGGCUACAGUCAGAUCCGGGGAUGGAGGGAGCCGGAGAAGAGGCGUGAAAAGGCCGGGGAGGCAGGCCCUGCUGACCUCCUGGAGGCCGGCAGCCUGCUGGCAGUGGAGGACCAGGCCACUCAGGAAAGGAAGGGGUCAGGAGGUCGGGCUGAGCGUUGGCAAGCUCGGUCUGCCGAGUAGGGAGCUGCAGGCGCUCUGUAGUUCAGGGCUCGGGCCUGCUUCGGGUUGUCCACACAGAAACAUAGAGCGGGCCUCGCGCGGGUGGGGGGGCAAGGCGCCCGGCGUCAGGGCGGGGCCUAGCGCAGCACUCGCGCUAGGGCCCGGGGGCCAGGACCUUUGGGGGUCUGAGCAACUGAGAGUGGUAGGGGGCUUCAGGCCCUCCCACUUCCGAGCUGGAUUGGCGAGUUAGACGCUUGUAGAUCGAAGGUUGGAUUGGGGUGGGGUCUCUGGGACGUUGGCCCGCUAAGCAAGGAUUGGGGGGAUUCAAGUGCUUAGAGAUCGAAGUCAGGUCUUGGGUAGGGGGAGUCAGACAAUUGGAAAGCCUAGGUGGUUAUUUGGGGAGGGGUCUUUGCGCUUUGGCGGAGCGCAAAGCUGCGCUUUUCGGCUUUGGGCCUCGUGAAGAGAGGCUUCUGUGAAAGGGUGGGCCGGCUAGGCCAGACCAAGAGAAAGUGAAUCAAUCAGGACUAUCAGUGGGCGGGGGGACCCUGAGUGGGGGGUCACAAAGGGUGAGACAUGGCCACCAGGCGUUUAACCGACGCUUUCUUGUUGUUGCGGAAUAAUUCCAUCCAAAACCGGCAGCUGUUAGCCGAGCAAUCAAUUUAGAGUUGCUUAACACCUGUUUUCUCACCUGCUGGUGCCUUGUCUGUCUGCCCCAUGCCUUUCUUCCUGCUCUCCCUACCUGGACCCACCUGACGGCAACAACACAUCUGCAGGAGCUGGAUGAGCCAGAUCAAGUCAGAUUCAUGUUCACAAGUAUGCCCAAGGAAAUUAAGAACUGAUGCAUGAAAAGAUAGGAAAACAGUUCCAAAUCCUAAGUGUCAAAAGCAAGUUUAUAAUACAGCUUGCUGAUGACCGUAUGGCACUGGUGUCAGGCAUUAGCUUAGACCCAGAAGCAGCAAUUGGUGUGACAAAGAGGUCACCUCCGAAAUGGGUGGAUGGAGUGGAUGAAAUACAAUACGAUGUUGGCCGGAUUAAACAGAAGAUGAAGGAAUUAGCCAGCCUUCACGAUAAGCAUUUAAACAGACCCACCCUGGAUGACAGCAGUGAGGAGGAACACGCCAUUGAAAUAACCACCCAAGAGAUCACACAGCUCUUCCACAGGUGCCAGCGUGCUGUGCAGGCCCUGCCCAGCCGGGCCCGCAGGGCCUGCUCGGAGCAGGAGGAGCGGCUGCUGCGCAAUGUGGUUGCCUCCCUGGCACAGGCCCUGCAGGAACUGUCCACCAGCUUCCGGCAUGCACAGUCGGGCUACCUCAAACGCAUGAAGAAUCGAGAGGAAAGAUCCCAGCAUUUUUUUGAUACAUCAGUACCACUAAUGGAUGAUGGAGACGAUAAUACUCUGUAUGAUCGGGGCUUCACAGACGACCAGCUGGUGCUGGUGGAGCAGAACACGCUGAUGGUGGAGGAGCGGGAGCGAGAUAUACGUCAGAUCGUGCAGUCCAUCUCUGACCUCAAUGAGAUCUUUAGGGACUUAGGAGCCAUGAUUGUAGAACAGGGUACGGUCCUUGAUAGAAUUGACUAUAAUGUUGAACAGUCCUGUAUCAAAACCGAAGAUGGCUUGAAACAGCUUCACAAGGCAGAGCAGUACCAAAAGAAGAACCGGAAGAUGUUGGUGAUCCUGAUACUCUUUGUCGUCACCAUCGUCCUGAUUGUCGUCCUCGUGGGUGUGAAGUCUCGCUAGCAGUGUAGGGUUCUCACACCACUGCGCUGAUUUCCUGGGUGUGGGGGCUCAGCCCGCACCCCCGGCUACUGCAGAGCUGCAUCCGUGGACUGUACGGGCACCAGGUGCAGGGUCCACCUCUGCCGCUGCCCCUCGCUGCACUGGCGCCCCGCGUGGGGGCAGUGGGCCUUUGUUUUCAUCUCUUUCAGGGUGCGAGGACCUUUACUCUUGUGACAGGGUGGAGGUUGGUUCUGUGCUCAGUUAUAGUUCAUAUUUUUUACAAAGUGAAGGUGAGUUGAAUGUUUCUGGCACUGCUGUGGCUGCUCAGUGUGGUACGUCUACGUGCUAUUUUUUUAGCAGUCAAGUCUGAGCAGCAUGUUAAAAUAAUUUUUGGAAAAAUUUUUUUUAAACCAUGUGGUUUUUAAGAAAUUUGGUACCAAAAAUUUAUGAGUAGAGGCAAAAAUGCCUCUUCAUCUUUCUCUCUAUAUUUUCCAGUUGAAACAAACCAAGAAGUCCUUUAAGAAUUUAUAAUCUGUUCCCCAUUAACUUAAUUUAGCUUUUCCAUCACUGCUAAUGAUCAGAGUAACAAAGUGUGAAAAAUAAGAAACCAUCAUUGAUGUUAAUUAACACAUUUAGAUGGGCCAGUUAAAACAGCUUCAUAAGUUUAAAUUAAUUGUAAAUAGAAUAUUCCUCAUUUAAAAUUUUUGCACAUUUCUACUGUAAACCAAAAGGGGUUACUAAGCAAAACCACCUCAGUUGAAAAGUUGGUGAUUUGAACCAAUCUCCCAUUAAGAGGAAGCUUGACUGUGUCAUGAAUGUCACAGACUGAGCCAGUGUGUCCUGGUUGUCCCUGGCCGUCCUCACUUCAUCACUUACAUACUAACCACAUAAUGACCUGUUCAAACCAGACUCCAUCUAAUGAACUGUGAAUUUACACAGAGGCCAUUUUAAAUGGGUCACCCCAUUUAGGAUUAGUGGAUCUCAAAUUAUUAACCAAACAUCACUCCAUUUCAAAGUAAAAUCUUCCACCAGUGGUUUGAUUUAUGGGCUCUUCCGCUGCCACUCAGCAAUGCUGGGAAAGUAGUCCUGUUCCCGAGGGCGGCAACUGGGAAACCCUCACCCGUGGGAGUGGGACUUGGUUUCCCUCGCUGUGUCAUUGCAGUGUCUCCCUCUGUGUUCCAGGAACUGGGGCCGGGGGGGCAGUGAUAACUCUGAAAACUGAGGCUGUUUGAGUUUUACUUGCCCAGUUUUAAUUGAUACCAGUGUAAUUUUACUGGCCUUUGUGUAAUUUUUUUUAUAGCUUUUUCAUUGUUUUUGCUUCUCUUAAAAUUUUUAAGAAGAGCAUGACCCCAUUAAAUGUAUUACAUUUUACUUGAACCGGUCACAUAAAAUGCCUCUCUAAAAUUGA
Messenger RNA from Marmota monax (woodchuck), 3313 nucleotides. It is a transcript of the gene Stx16, whose product is annotated as syntaxin 16. The transcript is spliced from 10 exons. The coding region runs from base 1027 to 1926 and encodes 299 amino acids. Gene Ontology annotation, molecular function: SNARE binding; SNAP receptor activity. Gene Ontology annotation, biological process: vesicle fusion; intracellular protein transport; vesicle-mediated transport. The record is from RefSeq and is a predicted model, not a curated record. Lineage: Eukaryota; Metazoa; Chordata; Mammalia; Rodentia; Sciuridae. Gene Ontology annotation, cellular component: endomembrane system; SNARE complex; membrane.